Striga hermonthica is the source of this 525-nucleotide messenger RNA. The record is from the annotation of a GenBank genome assembly. NCBI's taxonomy places the organism in Eukaryota, Viridiplantae, Streptophyta, Magnoliopsida, Lamiales, Orobanchaceae.
AUGCCAACGUUCUGUGUUAUGCAGGGCACUGCUGAUGAUGUUGUUGACUACUCCCACGGGCAACAUCUGUACGAACUGUGCCAAGAAAAAUACGAACCUUUGUGGAUCAAAGGUGGGAACCACUGUGACCUGGAAUUGUAUCCCGAGUACAUCAAGCACCUCAAAAAAUUUGUUCACACUGUCGAGAAACCACCCUCGCAGAGACACAUGUCGAGAAGAAGCAUGGAUCAUCCAGAAUAUUCUAGAAGGAGCACUGACUGUGUUGACGCACCAAGAAAGAGCACCAACAGGAUAGAGAAGCCGAGACGGAGUACUGACAGGCCUGAAAAGCUGAGAAUGUUUGAAUGCAAAUUUUACGGCAACAACAGUGAAGACAAGCUAUCCAAGUUAAAGGUCUCGUUCGAACAAAUGGAAAAAUCUAGAAGGAGCGUGGAGUAUCACGACAAUUCCCGGAUGAGUAUCGAUGUUCAGAUGGAGAAAGCCCGGAAGAGUGUUGACUGGCUGGAUCGGGUACGGGCCACAUGA